Messenger RNA from Priapulus caudatus, 4130 nucleotides. RefSeq names its product alanine--tRNA ligase, cytoplasmic-like. The transcript has 2 exons. Gene Ontology annotation, molecular function: aminoacyl-tRNA deacylase activity; amino acid binding; ATP binding. NCBI's taxonomy places the organism in Eukaryota, Metazoa, Priapulida, Priapulimorpha, Priapulimorphida, Priapulidae. The record is from RefSeq and is a predicted model, not a curated record. Gene Ontology annotation, cellular component: cytoplasm; mitochondrion. Gene Ontology annotation, biological process: tRNA modification; alanyl-tRNA aminoacylation. Bases 109 to 3021 code for a protein of 970 amino acids.
GGCAAGAAACAUCGGCGCAUAUAUAUAAGACGUGCCGUGCCGUACAAGCAGCGAAUCCUAGGUCGUUGACAGGUCUGUGACUGUGUGUGGAGACUUGUUUCUGCAAUCAUGGACAAGACUUUAACUGGAAGCAAGAUCCGUCAGAUCUUCAUAGAUUUCUUCAGAGAGAAGUAUCAGCACACCUACGUUCAUUCAUCUGCUGUCGUUCCACUAGAUGACCCAACUCUCCUAUUCACUAAUGCAGGAAUGAACCAAUUUAAGCCAAUCUUUCUCGGAAUUGUGGAUCCGAAAAGUAAACUGGCAAGGCUAAAAAGGGCUGUCAACUCCCAGAAGUGUAUCCGUGCAGGUGGAAAGCAUAACGAUCUGGAUGAUGUUGGUAAAGACGUGUACCAUCAUACUUUUUUUGAGAUGCUGGGUAAUUGGUCCUUUGGCGACUACUUCAAGAAAGAAGUUUGUGCCAUGGCAUGGGAACUGCUUGUAGAUGUCUACAAACUUGAUAAGGAACGUAUGUACGUAACCUAUUUUGGGGGCGAUACUAAGGCCCAAUUGGAACCAGAUCUAGAGUGCAAGGACAUCUGGCUAAAACUAGGAGUACCUGCAGAUCACGUCCUUCCAGGAAACAUGAAGGACAAUUUCUGGGAGAUGGGUGAUACGGGACCAUGCGGACCCUGCAGCGAGAUUCAUUACGAUAGAAUCGGUGGCCGCAAUGCAGCACACCUCGUUAACAUGGACGUGCCGGAGGUACUCGAAAUCUGGAAUCUGGUUUUCAUCCAGUUCAACAGAGACUCGAGUGGGUGUCUCAGCGUGCUUCCUUCGAAGCACAUUGACUGUGGCAUGGGCUUGGAGAGACUGGUGUCAGUCAUUCAGGACAAGCAGUCGAACUACGACACAGAUCUGUUCCGCGCGCUGUUCGAUGCCAUAGAAGCGGGAUCCGGAGCACGGCCGUACACGGGUAAAGUUGGUGCAGACGACAAGGACGGUUGCGACAUGGCGUACAGGGUGAUUGCCGACCACAUGCGCACGCUGACGAUUUCACUAAGCGACGGUGGAACACCCGACAACACAGGGCGAGGGUACGUGCUUCGUAGGAUCCUGCGCAGAGCUGUCCGAUACGCCAACGAGAAAUUAAAGGCGAAGCCCGGAUUUCUCGCCAGCCUGAUCGACGUCGUCGUUGAACUGCUUGGCGACGCCUUCCCAGAGCUGUCCAGGGAUCCGGAAGCUAUCAAGGACGUUAUAAAUGACGAGGAAACCCAGUUUUUGAAGACGCUCGCACGCGGCGAAAAGAUGUUUUACAGGACCGUCGCGAGGCUCGGUAAUGACGCCUCCGUCUUGCCGGGAGAUGUCGCCUGGCGCUUGUACGACACAUACGGUUUCCCUGUCGAUCUCACAGAGUUGAUGGCGGAAGAGCAUGGCUUCAGGGUCGACAUGACCGAAUACGAAGAUGCCAAAAAGCAAGCGCAGUUGGUUUCUCAGGGGCCAGGCGGUGGAGUCGACGACGGGAUAAAUCUGGACGUGCAUGCCAUCAGUGAUCUCCAGCAGCAAGGAGUAUCUCCUACAAACGAUAGUCUGAAGUACAGCUAUACGUACGAAGGCGAAAACCCGAAGGAGGCGACCUACAAGUUUGAGUCGUGCGUCGGUAAGGUGAUCGCUUUGCGUUAUAACAAGCAGUUUGUGGGCAGCGUCUCAAAUCAGGAAUGCGGCAUCUUGCUCGACCGAACCAGCUUCUACGCAGAGCAAGGAGGGCAAAUAUACGAUGAGGGCUUCCUGGUGAAGCUUGGCGAUGAAGAGACAGAAUUCUGCGUGAAGAAUGUGCAGGUGAGAGGCGGAUACAUUCUGCACAUCGGAAGCUUGGAGGGCACCGUGAAAGUCGGAGAUGAGAUGAAGGUUCAGAUAGACGAAGGUCGUCGCAAGCUGGUCAUGAACAACCACACAGGCACGCACAUUCUGAACUUUGCUCUCAGGCAGGUGCUAGGCGAGGCAGAUCAGAAGGGCUCACUUGUGGCUCCAGAUCGACUGAGGUUUGAUUUUAGCGCGAAAGGUGCCAUGAAGGCUGCUCAGGUCAAACAGGCAGAAGAAAUUGCGAAACAACUGAUAUCCAAAAACGAAGAAGUUUACGCAAAGGACAGCCCUCUUGCACUGGCUAAGGCAAUUCAAGGUCUUCGAGCGGUGUUCGACGAAACGUACCCCGACCCGGUCCGCGUUGUUUCCAUCGGUAUACCCAUCGAAGACAUGCAAGCUGAUCCAACUAGCCCCGCUGGCUCGGUGACGUCCGUCGAAUUCUGCGGCGGUACGCACCUGCGACGCAGUGGACACGUCGGCGAUUAUGUCAUUGCGUCAGAGGAAGCCAUCGCCAAGGGCAUCCGCCGCAUCGUCUGCCUCACCGGUCCUGAAGCGACGAGGGCUCUACACCGCGCGACUCUUCUCAACCAGCAGUUUGCGCAGCUGCAGGAGCAGGUUACCGCGCGCUGUGAGACGAAGGAGCAGCAGAAAGCCGCUAGCAGGAAGAUCGUGGAUCUAGGCGACGACAUCUCUCAGUCGGUCAUCCAGGCCUGGAAGAAGGACGAGAUGCGGGUGAGCCUGAAAGGCCUCAAGAAGAAACUCGACGACCUUGACAAGGCCGCCAAGGCUGCGAUGCUGCAGAGGGUCGUCGAGGAGGCGAAACAGAUGAUUGCCGCGAAACCGGAGCAGAUGGUCGUCGUUCACCGCUUCAAUGCCGGCGCCGUCGGGAAGGCACUAGAUGGUGCCAUUCAGCAGUACAAAGCUCUCUCGCCAAAAACUGCUGCAAUCUUCUUCAGCACAGAUGAGGAUACCGAUAAAGUUCUCUGCAUGUGUUGUGUACCCAAGGAGCUUGUCACUAAAGGCUUGAAAGCUAAUGAGUGGGUCGGGCAUGUUAGCGGAGUACUGAAUGGUAAGGGAGGUGGUAAGGAAGCUGCUGCACAGGCCACCGGGUCCAACAUUGAGUCGGUAGAUAUUGCUAUAAAGAUGGCAGAGGAAUUUGCUCUACUGAAACUAGAAAAUUGAAUGCACUGAUUAUGUAAAAUGGGCAGUUUUUACUUGCAGGGAAAUUUUGUCUCUGAUAAUUCAUCGAGUAUUGGCUUGUCUGUAAUUUUGUUAGUAUUGGUUUUGUUAUUUAAAACAAGGAAAAUAUUUAGUGUAGUUCCAUAGAAAAUGGAUUUCUAUUAUUUCAUCUUUUCUCAGUGUAUUUACAUACAGGUUCACGUAAAUUUUAUUUCAUUGCGCGAAGGUAUUGAUACUUACACUCAUAAUACGUAAAUACCUCUACUCUGGCUAUGAUAAUGCAAUACACUGGUAAAUGAAUUAUUUUUGAAUCUGAUGUGAUUCUAAAGUUUUUGGUCCAGUAUAUAAUGUGGUAUAUAAUGUUUUCAUCAUUUUGAUAUUUUUUGAUUGGUGAUUUUUAAGAAAAAGGUGAAAUGUGUGGAGGAAUUGGUGUAAGUGGUCAAGGUGGACAACUGUAUUUGCUUUGCUCUCAAAUGUGCACAUUUGCCCAAUUAUAGUAUAAAGUCAGUCUUAGAUAUAAACCUGAAACCACAGCCUAUCCUGAUUUUGAAGAUUUUGAUUUCUACUACAUAAUCUAUAGUAAAAUCUAUUAUACGUAAUUAGCCAGUCCUGUCAAAAUUCACCAGACCGGACUGGCGGACGGGCUGCUAUUCCAAGCACUGAUAAAGUGCUCACAGGCAGUUUUGUCACAGCAACGCACCACUGUUCUAGCACCCUUUCAAAAAUUCAAUAUUUUAAUUAAAAAAUGUAAUUCAUCCAGAAAUGAAUAUUUACAAAAAACACGAUUCCUGUACUCCUGAUGAAACUAUGUCUACUUACGAAUCCAUAGAAACUUUGAUGUGGCUUUAAUUUCUGGCCUGUGUUACAAGUUCCGAAUAAUAUGCUAAAUGCUCUUCAACUGCUGUCAUUCUCCCAGAAAUUUUAAUAGGGAUGUUGUUUACAAUCGGAUGGGAGAAGGCGUGGAAGGGGGUCGUACCCUCCCCCCAAUGUAUCAAUUAAAAAAUAAAUAACCAGUCUGUUCGGAGACGUGUUUGUCAAGCUAUGAAAACACAGCAUGACUGUGUUGGGAUUGCUAAAACAGCUGAAAAUAAAGGAUUGUGUAAAUGGCCAGC